Molecule: messenger RNA, 1072 nt
Organism: Gracilinanus agilis (Agile Gracile Mouse Opossum)
Lineage: Eukaryota; Metazoa; Chordata; Mammalia; Didelphimorphia; Didelphidae
Product: myeloblastin-like
Exons: 5
Coding region: 1-810 (269 amino acids)
Biological process (GO): proteolysis
Molecular function (GO): serine-type endopeptidase activity
Source: RefSeq, a predicted model, not a curated record
AUGGCAUCCUUACUGCUCAGAACCCUCCUCCUAUUGCUAGCCUCUAUCCAGGGCUGUUUGGUCCUUAGCUCCAAGAUUGUGGGUGGCAAACCCGCCAUUCCCCACUCUCGGCCCUAUAUGGUCUCCCUGCAGGUUCAAGGGAACCACUUCUGUGGGGGGACCCUGAUCCACCCUCAGUUUGUGAUGACAGCAGCCCACUGCGUCAACCAAAUCAACCCUCAGCUGAUGAUGGUGGUGGUGGGAGCCCAUAACUUGGAAGUCCCUGAGACUGUCUGGCAGGUUUUCAGCGUCCAGCGUCUCUAUUCCAAUGACUAUGAUGACAAAAAUAAAUUGAAUGACAUCGCGCUCAUUGAGCUGGACCGUCCAGCCACUCUGAAUGCUGAGGUCCAGGUGGCUCCACUCCCAACACAGGGCCAGUCCCUGCCCGCAGGGACCCAGUGCCUGGCCAUGGGCUGGGGGCGACUGGGAACAAUGUUGCCCAUCCCCAGCGUUCUGCAGGAACUGAAUGUCACCGUGGUGACUUUCCUUUGCCGGGAGCAUAACGUCUGUACGCUGGCACCCCGUCAGCGAGCGGGCAUCUGUUUCGGGGAUUCUGGGGGUCCUCUGAUCUGCCAAGGAGUGGUCCAUGCUGUGGACUCCUUCAUCAUAGGAGGCUGUGCCUCUCAGCGCCACCCAGACUUCUUUGCCCGAGUCUCUCUUUAUGUCGACUGGAUUAACUCCAUCCUGAAAAAAGCAGAGGAAAAGCAGGAGGAAGAGAAGGAUGAGGAGGGGCUCUGGCAAGCCUCAGGCAGCUCCAUGGGGAAUCCUUGACCGACCCUUCCCCUGGGAGCCUUCCCACCAUCUUCAGCUCUUGGGACAAGAGACCCAGGAAGUGGGGGAUGUAUGGAGGCUCCAACUUCUACAAAGCAGGGUGUAGUUGCUAGAGAUCUGAGCUUGGAUCAGGAAGCCCUGAGUUCAAAUCCCAUCUCUGACACUUAUUCGCUGUAUGACCCUAAGCAAGUCACUCUGCUCCACUUGGAGCUUCAGUAAUCGCCUCUGUUCCGUGGAGGUAUUAAUAAUAAGAGCACCUACC